Molecule: messenger RNA, 1068 nt
Organism: Xenopus tropicalis (tropical clawed frog)
Lineage: Eukaryota; Metazoa; Chordata; Amphibia; Anura; Pipidae
Product: taste receptor type 2 member 4-like
Exons: 1
Coding region: 64-1068 (334 amino acids)
Biological process (GO): G protein-coupled receptor signaling pathway; sensory perception of taste
Cellular component (GO): membrane
Molecular function (GO): bitter taste receptor activity; G protein-coupled receptor activity
Source: RefSeq, a predicted model, not a curated record
UGAACCGAUCUGAACAGACCAGCGCAAGGCUGUUUUAUACAAGUUGAGAAAGUACAGGCUACUAUGGAUGGAGUAACUAAUCACAGCUGGAAUAACUACUCAACUGACCGACCUGCGGACUCUGUGGUUGUGAAAGAUACAACAAUAUCUCCAGUUCUACUCAUAGUUAUAUCUGUUGCUGGAAUGCUCACUAACGUGUUCAUCUUGUCUGUUAAUUUUCAUUCCUGGAUAAAAGGCCAAAGCUUGAACCCAAGUGACCUCUUACUUGUUACCCUGGCUUUCUCCAACUUGGUCCUUCCAGUCACAGCCGGUGUCUGCACCAUAUACUUUGGUUUCAUCAGUUGUGGGGUCAUUAAUGAUUAUCAGUUCUUUGUGCAAACUUCUAUCAUGGUGUAUGUGCUCUUGUCCAAUUCCUGGCUCAGCGCCUGCCUGUGUUUCUUCUGCUUUGUGAAAGUCACUAACUUUAAGCCUGGUUACCUGGCACGGAUCAAAUCCAAGAUAAACACCCUGGUGCCAAGGCUGAUACUGGGGGCUCAAGCGUUCUCCAUCUUGAACUCUAUAUUUUACAUGGUGACAUUUUUUACCGUCAACGGUGAAAAUUCACCAAUACCUUUUUUGACAAAUGAGACUUCAAGUACUACUAAGGACAGUUUAGGCACUUUUUACAAUGCAUUUUUCUUGCUCAAUUGUAAUAUUCCAUUCUUCAUUAUAGCGGGGACCACCAGCCUUAUCAUUGCCUCGCUCUACAAGCACACUCGUCGUAUGCAACGGAACAUGGGAGAGUUUGGUGGCCCCGGGCUGAAAAUUCAUCGAAGAGCAGCACGUACAAUGGCAUCUUUUCUUAUUAUUUAUCUUUGUUAUCAUGGUUUAUCACAGGGGAGUAUCAUAUUUCUAAGCAGGCAGUUGUUGUACUGGGUUAACUUUGCGUUGGGUUGUGCUUUCUCCCUGACUCAGUCCAUCGUUCUAAUCACGGGGAACUCCAGGCUCGGGCAGACCUGUAGGAACAUACUUCACAGGUGUAUGAAAAUAUUAAGCAGAGAGGAAAAUAUAUCCACUGUGGGCACCUAA